GGAGUUGGUGGUGGAAUGAGAAGGCGCAGUGCGGGUCGGCGACGCGACUCGGCCGGGCGAAGCCACGGUUUCCACGUGUUUGCGAAAUUACUUGUGCAAGUCGAAAUGCUGACCAACGUAUUUAUCCUGCUGAUGCUGCAGUUUAUUGCAGCAGAAAUACCUCCAUACAUAAAAGUGUGCCAACGAAAUGAUCCCAACGUUGACAAAUGCAUCAUUAAUUCAGUCGAAGAGCUGCGGCCGAAAAUGAAAAAGGGUAUCCCCGAGUUGGAUGUGCCGAGCAUCGAGCCCCUGAGCCUGGGUCAGAUCGCUCUGGCGCGAGGCCCGCAAGGCGCGAAACUCACCGCUGUCGUCAAUGACGUCAAAGUUCUGGGGCCCAGCAACUUUAUCAUUCAAGAAUUGAAGUCAGACCUGGACAAGAACAGGUUCGACUUCAAGCUGCUGCUGCCCCGCCUGGACUUCGCGGGCAAAUACAAGAUGGACAUCCAGGUGUUGCUGCUGAGGCUGCAGGGGCGAGGGAACAUCACCGGCUCCUUCAAGGACUACGCUUGCAACGUUACAAUGCGAGGCCACAAGGAGAAGAGAGGAGACGAUGAGUAUCUCACCUUUGAGCCGAUGAAGGUCAAGCUCCGUGUGGGAGAGUCGUCAAUAUACCUCACCAACCUCUUCGACGGCGAUCCAGUGCUAGGACCGGCCACAAACAGGGUCAUCAACGAGAAUUCCCAAGUAUUCCUCUCGGAGAUCAGCCCAGUGCUGGAGAGAAGUCUGGCGGAUCUCUUCACGGAGAUGGCGAAUAAAAUUACGUCGAAGUUUACAUACAAAGAACUGUUCCCUUGAUGAAUAGUAUACGUGUAGCCUAGGACCACACUAAAGACUUUUUGUUUCGUUAGCUUUUAUUUUCGUUUUUAUCCUGAAUUGUUAUGUGUUGACGAAUUAAUUACGUAAUAAAAGAAGAUUUUAUUUUAUCAAAUACACCGUCUAAUGAAAUAUUUAAAACAAAUUGAAAUCAAUUUACGUAAUAGGUCUUCACCUAUAAAGUUUGAGUUUUUAUAACCAGCAUUUUCAGAUUUCGCUAUCUGUGGAUUGGCGCGCAAUUCGAAAUACAAAUAAAUUUUAUAUCAAACCCGCGUUAAACUUUGUAGUUUUAAAUUCGGUCAUUUGUUUUUAGUUAGCCAAUUUAAAAUUUUCAUACAAAUCUCCAACUUCAUAGGUACUAAAGACCAAAUAUUAUAUUAUUGAAUUAAAAUUUUUAACAGUGUUCGGAAAACAUAUACAUAACAUAUUACAAAUAUUUUAUAUAAAAAAAAAAACAAAUUAUUAUCUAUACAAAAAUUAUAUUCCAUUGUCUCAAUUAUCAUUACUUAAUCAGUUCUUAUUUUUAUGAAUAUGGAGUUAAUUUUAACAAUUACUGUUAACCAACUAUUAGUUACAAUUUGUAUUAAUUACAUAUUCAGGAAGAUUGCUUAAGGGUCGGUUAACCAUUACUAAAAAGUACAAAAAGGUUAAACCCAAUUUACGAUUUGUUGUACGAUAAAAUACGUAAAAAAUAUCGCUUAAUGCAUACGCGGCUUAAAUCUAUUAGUGUGGGAUUACGUUCAUUGUGUUUUAUACUAGUGUUAGGGGUAGAGUGAUACGUGAUGUGAUAUUUAAAAAUAAUCUACUCGUUUUGAUUUUGCCGUUCAUUUCACAGAUGUAAUUAUUAUCCUACUAAUAUUAUAAACACGAAAGUUUGUAUGGAUGUUUGGAUGUUUGUUAUUCUUUAACGCCGCUACUACUGAAGCGCUUUGGCUGAAAUUUGGAAUGGAAAUAGAUUUUACUCUGGAUUAACAGAUAGGCUACUUUUUGUCCCGAAAAAAUUUAUGGAUUCCCGAGAUUGGCGAAAAGUGCUGAUUUUGAUGAUAUGAAUGUAUGUUACUCUUUCACACCUCGACUACUGAACCGAAUUAGCCUGGAUGUUAAUCCACAUAGGCUACUUUUUAUCCCGAAAAAUCCAUGGUUCCCGAGGGAUUUGUGAAAAACUAAAUUCCACGCGAACGAAGUCGCGGGCGUCCGCUAGUUAAAUGUAUAAAUCCCCUUUUUAGUGGGGGUUAGUUAAAUCUGUGAAAUAAAAAAAUAUCAAAACGCAGUGUAAAUCGACAUUUAAUAAAAAUUAUGAUUAUAAUAAUUCGUGGUAGAAUGUUUGUAUGUAAGCUUAACUAAUUAAUCUUUGAGGAGUUUGAACAAAAACUAUUCCAUAUAAACUUUUAUAAAUAAUAAAAUUUAAAGGUAAAGUUAUAAAUUUUGCUUAUAUAUUAUUUACACAACUAUGAUAGAUGGAAAUGUUUGUCUAAAAAUUACCUUAAAAAUUUAAAUAUCUGAAGUUUCCAACUCUGUUCUUAUACUUUAACAACUAUUUGUGUUUUUAUUCUCCUAUUCUUUAGAGUUUAGACUUAUGACUUUAAUAGGACUCGUCCAUCGAAGCCUUAAUAAUUAUUUUCGUUUCUCAUGUUAGACACUAAUUAUAUCGAAGUUUAUUACAAACUUAUCCAGCAUAGCAAUAAAUAGCGUUAAAUAAAGGCACGUUUUCACCAGUG
Molecule: messenger RNA, 2570 nt
Organism: Bicyclus anynana (squinting bush brown)
Lineage: Eukaryota; Metazoa; Arthropoda; Insecta; Lepidoptera; Nymphalidae
Product: protein takeout
Exons: 5
Coding region: 16-834 (272 amino acids)
Source: RefSeq, a predicted model, not a curated record